Thalassophryne amazonica is the source of this 1292-nucleotide messenger RNA. Its product is annotated as G-protein coupled receptor 20. Lineage: Eukaryota; Metazoa; Chordata; Actinopteri; Batrachoidiformes; Batrachoididae. The transcript is spliced from 2 exons. Gene Ontology annotation, molecular function: G protein-coupled receptor activity. Gene Ontology annotation, cellular component: membrane. Gene Ontology annotation, biological process: phospholipase C-activating G protein-coupled receptor signaling pathway; positive regulation of Rho protein signal transduction. The coding region runs from base 93 to 1169 and encodes 358 amino acids. The record is from RefSeq and is a predicted model, not a curated record.
GUGUGUGUGUGAUUGUUUCUUGCUUCUGGAACUGAAUGAACCCCACGGGAGUUUGGACCCUCAGAUAUGAUGGUCACUGACGGAUCGUUUUGAUGUCUCGGAGACAGGUGUGUAACUGUUUGAUGCUGGUGUUCGGGGUGGUCCUCAACAGUCUGGCCCUCUGCGUGUUCUGUGGAUCCACUAACCAGUCGGCCUCUGUGGUUUACACCAUGAACCUGGCUGUGGCUGACCUGCUGGUGGCGCUGUCCCUCCCCGCCCGCAUUGCCCUGUACCACAGUGGGGGGAGCUGUGUGGCCUGUGCCUACGUCCACACCUUUAGCUACUUUGUCAACAUGUACUGCAGUAUCCUCUUUCUGACCAGGUGGGUGGGACACGCCUUGCUGCAGUUACCACAGUUUGUAUGUUUUUGUGUCUUUGUCUUCAUUUCUCAUGUGGGCUACGUUUCCAGUAUCUGUAUAGAUCGAUACCUUGCUGUUGUACAUGCAGCCAACACUCUCCAUCGAUGGAGGACUGCAGCAGCGGCCAGGUGGAUCAGCGUCAUUGUUUGGCUGACAGCAGUUGUGGUCACCUACUCUUUCCAGACCACAGCUUUUGAGCUCAGCACCUCCUGCGUGCUCCUUCCCACCCUUUUCUACCUCACCAUCCUGGAGUUCCUGCUCCCCCUGCUGGCCGUUGUGGGCUUCACUCUGCGUGUGGCUUGUUUUCUCUCCACGAGCCGAGGUCCGAUCCCACAGCAGAGCCGGUUGAGGAGAGCGCGCGCCAUCAAGCUGCUGGUGACCGUCCUGGUGGUCUUCACUGUCUGUUUCACCCCUUUUCAUAUCCGGCAGGUGCUUGUUUACUUUAGGGUACAGGGGGGAUGGGAGGGGCUGAGACACCAGGCGGGACAUGUCCUUGCCUAUCAUGUGACAGUGACCCUGAGCAGCCUGAACAGCUGCUUGGACCCAGUGGUUUACUGUUUCGUGACAGACAGCUUCAAACGGGUGUGGAGGAUGAAGAAGAGGGGAGGGAGGGAAGAAGAGCGGGACAGGGAAGUGGGGCAUACAAGCCCGGGAGAAGAGGAGAAGAUUUCAGGUAUGGCACUGCAGGCGAUAGCUCAAGGUGUCAUGGUGCUGUCCCUCACCAGCGCACCCCUAUCUGUAACCAACAUAGACCAGUCCACUACACCCUGACAUCAGGAGAUGUUACCUUCCAGACAGAAUGAGACACACAUGGACACCAUCUGUCCCAAAGAUGGACAGUAUGGAGAACAUAAUGGGAGGAAAAGAUGCAGAGGAAAAGACAGAGAAGAGUCU